UCAAUUUUUCAUCAGGAAUCAAACCUGAUAAAACCCAGCCGUGCCGCCGGGCCGGGCUGCCGACCCCAGACCUCGAGGUGCGCGCAGGGACCCGCGGGGUUGGUUGCGGGGAUGGCGGGCGGGCGCGGCGCGGCGCCGUGCGGGGCUCCGUGCGGGACCGCCGGGGGUUGUGCGGGGCCGGGAUGCGGCGGGGCGGGGGCGGGGGCCGGGCCGGGGGCGGCGGGGCGCGCCUGGCUGCCGCGGGCGCGGUGGUUGGCACGGAGGCUGGCGGCUCUGCUCGUGCUGCUGGCCCUGCUGGCCGCCGGCUGCCUGCUCCACCGCAGGGCUUGCCCCGCGCCCCGGCCCCGCCGGAACGGCCCUCCCCGGCCCCGGCAACACGGCCCCGCCGCCCCGCAGGGUGAGCUGCGGGAAGAGAGGGUCGUGGAGAUGGGGCUGCCGCCGCUACCCAGCUAUGAGAAGGUGAAGCAUCUGCCCAGCUACGAGGAGGCGCAGCGCUGCCCCAGCCGCCCUGCUCGGGAUGGGGAUGGGGAAGGCUGGGUGUGCGGCUGAGCAGCCACGUACGGGAGGGAUGCAGCGAUCCCUGCAGUGCUGGCAUCCCCGGGAGAGGUGCUGGACGCGAUGCGGGACAAAAUGGGCUACUGGACGUGAUGAGACACUGGCCACAAUGGGAUGCCGGAUGCGAUGGGAUGCUGCGUGUUGGUGGUUCCCAGGAGGGAUGCGAUGCUGGACACUGAGGGCCCCAGGAGGUCCAGGACUCAAGAAAAGUCUCCUCUGCAGGGGACACGCCAUUCGCCAUUCGCUGGGUACAACAACUGGAGGAUACCAGGCUCACAUCACACCCUCACCGAGACCAGCAGCCCCGGAGCUGCUGCUCACCUCCCUGCUGUGGGCUGGACAAGAAAAGGGCUGAGUUGCCCAGGGCUCUUUUGCAGUGGCUGCCCCAUGCAGGCAGCGAGUCCUGAGUGAGCAGGAUGAGCAGAGAGCCAGCACAGACGAAGGUGGCAGCCAGGGACAACGUGUGCAUUGGAGGAAGCUGACUUUGGGACAUCACCUCUUGCAUGAUGACAUCAUUAAGGUACAAUGAUGUGAAGGGCUGUCUGCACCUCAGUCUGCACCCAGAUCACAAUGUCAUCAGCACAACACCACGAGCUCAGCCUGCCAGAGCCAUCAUUCCACAAGGGUGGGAGCAGGAGGCAGGGGCAGCAGGAGCCUACUCCUCCCACAACCCUCAGCAUUUGUACAGAGCCUUUCAUUUCUCAUCAAGGCAAACGAAGGAGAGCAACCUCCACUGCUUGCUAAUAAAACGCUGGCACCCUCUGGCACCGUGCUCUUUAUUUUCCUGAGGCAGCUGGGAUUGAGGUGAGGCCUUUUUUGUAUUUUUCAGGGGACAGGCAGCACAAAAAAGUGUGCAAAGCCCCAAGGAACGUGAGGCAGUGAAGAAAAACCUGUUCACACAAAUCAGCACAGGUCCCAUGUGGGCACUGUAAGGCUUCAGGGUCAGGAAUUUGGUAGGAGCCUCACAAGAGAACAGGAUGGCUACAGGCAGUCUUCCUAAAUGAACGAGCCAUUAAGCUUCCCAUGAAGUUUUUCAAAAAGCUACAAGAC
Molecule: messenger RNA, 1605 nt
Organism: Gallus gallus (chicken)
Lineage: Eukaryota; Metazoa; Chordata; Aves; Galliformes; Phasianidae
Gene: C3orf80
Product: chromosome 9 C3orf80 homolog
Exons: 1
Coding region: 112-549 (145 amino acids)
Source: RefSeq, a predicted model, not a curated record